Messenger RNA from Leptosia nina, 225 nucleotides. Lineage: Eukaryota; Metazoa; Arthropoda; Insecta; Lepidoptera; Pieridae. The record is from the annotation of a GenBank genome assembly.
AUGUGGCGGUGUGUACGGCAGCCACAGGAUCUUCUCCUCCACACUUUGCACCAGUGGGGCGAACAAGCGCUGCAUAUCUGCAGCGGUAACUCCGGCCCCCUCGUGGUCAGCAGUGCAUUGAUCAGUGUCACGUCAUUCCGCGCGGCCGUCGGCUGUGAAUGGGGCAGACCGGGCGGUUUCGCUAGAGUUACCUACUUCAACUCCUGGAUUCGCGCGCGCAUGUAA